AUGUCCGCCCAGGAUGAAAACGAUGCUAUCUCAGCUUUGACUGGGUUCUCAAUCAACCAUGUUCUUGGUGACCUCGCUUUACCGGUGGGGGAGCAGCUUACCAACAGACUAGGCAUAUCUGGAAUUCCAGCUUUGAACUCGAGCCAAAUAUAUAGCGACAAAUGGGACGAAGACGAUGCUGUUGGGCCAGAACAAGGCGAGGAUUGGGAGGAUGAGAUAGACAGGGAGAUGCGCGAGGAGGAGGAAGAGGACGGCACGGCUAUCAAACAAGAGGUCCACUCUCCAGGCGGACUGCGUCAGAAACAGAAGCGUAUCCGUGUUGUGAAGCGUCUCGUAGAGCGUCCCAAGAGCGUUUAUGAACGCUUUCCUGCUUUCGAGAAAGAUAAAAUUCUGGACUUCAGCGAAUUGUUCAAGGGUUAUGCCGUUCGAAAGUCACGUCUGUCUAAGCGUCCAUAUCAAGUCGAAACCGUAUAUCCGCGCAAAAGAGAGAACCCGAAAGGUUUCCUAGACGCUGUCGUGGGUGAUGCCAAACGACAGGUAGAAAACAAACGAGUAGAAGAGGUCGUCUCGUCAGGGAAUGUCGAGGCUGAUCUUCGAAAGGCUUUAGAAGAACGCGAGCAUACGAGCGUGCCCGUCAUGAUGCCAUUGGAUGACCGCACUUUCGAUCUGGUACUACUCUCUAACUGGGAAGAUCAAAUAGUUUAUGGUCCAGAAAAUAACCACAAUGCCUCGUCCCAAAGUCUUACAGCACCCAGUCAAGAGAAAGACCUAACAACCCCAAUCAAUAAAGCCUUGGAAUCUGGUUCUUGGACUCAAAGUAUUAUCUGGAGCCCUAAAGCCCCCUUCCGUGACUUUACACAAUUAGAAUUCAAUCACGAAGACGAUGUGACACCCGAAGAAAGACCAGCGGAGACGGUCCGUCCAAGGAAGAGACUAAGGGCAGACGGAGGCCAAGUUAAAGAUAAAUUUAAUCUCUCCAACGACGCCUUCUAUGAGGUGGCCAAAGAUGGUGGGAAGCAUCGUGUGCGACAAACAUUUGGCCAGCUUGUUGUGGAGCAUGCCUAUCCGGCUCAAAAAUUGCAGUUGCCAUUUUACAAAACUCGGCUAUCGAAACAAGAAGCUCGAUCAUUUCAUCGUCCAGCUUUGCAAUUUCCCUCGAACAUUGAACUGCGGUUUUCUAAAGUGCGAACUGCGAAGAAGAAGAAAGAUAAGGCCGGUCGGAAACUUGGAAAAGGUGGCAACGUCGGAGAAGGAUUGCGGAAAACGAGCGAUCUCAGUCUUCGCGACACGUCGAAUUUUGUUCUCUGGGAAUAUUCUGAAGAGCAUCCUCCAAUCAUACCUAACUUUGGCAUGGGAAGUGUUCUUGUCAACUAUUAUCGCAAGAAAGAUGAAAAAGAUGAGCAUGUUCCAAAAGGCGAUCUUGGGUUCCCAUUUGUCCUAGAGCCUCAAGACGAAUCUCCAUUUAUGAAAUUUGGAUAUGUAUAUCCUGGUCAGACAAUCCCAGCGCUCUACAACAAUCUCAUGAGAGCGCCCCUCUUCCGUCACAAGCCUUAUCCGACUGAUUUCCUUGUCGUAAGAAACACUAUCAAGGGUGAUACAAAAUAUUACCUUCGAGAAAUCAAAAAUCUUUUCGUCAUUGGUCAGACGUAUCCUGUAACUGAGGUUCCAGGGCCCCAUUCACGCAAAAUAACCAACACGAUCAAAUACCGUUUACAAAUUAUCGCUUUCAAGCUACUGAAGAAAAGUCAAGGGGAACGUCUGAAAAUAUCGAGAUUAAUGAAAUAUUUUCCGGACCAGAACGAGUUACAAAUGCGGCAACGUCUCAAGGAAUUCAUGGAAUAUCAUCGACGUGGCCCUCACCAAGGAUUUUGGCGUCUGAAACCUAACUGGACGGUUCCCACGGACGCAGAAAUGCUGAAGAUGGUAGGCCCCGAGCAAGUUGUUCUCACAGAAAGUAUGCAGGUUGGACAACGACAUCUGCAAGAUGCAGGAUACAGCCAUGCUGCUGAUGUUGCUGAAGGGGAUGAAUCCAAUCUCUCUAUCGAACAACAGUUGGCCCCCUGGAUCACAACAAAAAAUUUCUUAUUUGCCACACAAGCCAAGGCCAUGCUCCGACUCCACGGUGAAGGAGAUCCAUCUGGUCGUGGUGAAGCGUUUAGUUUCAUCAGGAUCUCAAUGAAGGAUAUUUUCGUUAAAGCGGGCGAAGAUUACGAGCAGAAAAUGGCGGAAGCCGAAAAUAGGCCCAAAUCUGCCCACCGGUACAAUGUUGCCGAACAGCAACUCAUCUACAAGUCGGAAAUCGAGCGCAUAUGGAAAGCGCAGUUCGAUUCUCUCAGUCGUAAAGAUGAGCCACAGUUGUCAGAUGAGGAAGACAAGAAGGAUGCAAAGAAACCGCCGACACAAUCUUCGCAUGUCGCGGGUCCUUCGGGGCCGUCUAACCGUGCCUCCCCCGCGCCCAGUCGAGGUUCCUCUUUAGAACGCGAGAGAGAAGGUAGUAUAGGACCUGACGGAAGUAAAAGCGUUCUAAGGAUAAAGAGACUUAUUGACGGUGUAUGGCAGACGGAAAUUAUUAGAGACCCAGCUGUUAUCAGGGCGUAUGUGCGGGGAAGACAAGCACUGGAAGAAGAGGCGACACUUGCCGAUUCGCUGGCACCCACUGGAGAUGCCGACAAAGAUAAACGAGCUAAGAAGAGGCUUGAGGAAGAAAUCGCCCGCAUGAAGAAGAAUCAAGAACGGCGGUUGCAUCGUAAGAAUGCAAAGAUAGUCAAAGAGGGAGGGACUCCCAUGCAGCUCAACCGACCUGUCAAACCGGACACGACGCGACGAUGUGGGCAUUGUGGUCAGAUGGGGCAUAUGAAAACGAAUAGGAAAUGUCCUCGUUGGGCUGAAUUUAAUAGCGGCGCAGUACCGUCGACACCGUCCGGUUCUGCUCCCAGCCCACAACCCACCAAUCUGCCAAACUUGGGGUUCAACCGAGGCCCACUUCCACCCGUGUUUGGCCACCCUGCAGCCGUCCCUUCGCCACUGGCGACCAGUCCUCCCAUGUCAGCGUUGGACGAUGAUAUCAUUCCUGCGACCCCGUCCGCUUCGGGUCCCAAAAUAAAGUUGACAUUGAAACGGACAUGA
Psilocybe cubensis is the source of this 3126-nucleotide messenger RNA. RefSeq lists its product as uncharacterized. NCBI's taxonomy places the organism in Eukaryota, Fungi, Basidiomycota, Agaricomycetes, Agaricales, Agrocybaceae. The transcript has 14 exons. Gene Ontology annotation, molecular function: histone acetyltransferase activity; RNA polymerase II general transcription initiation factor binding; TBP-class protein binding. The record is from RefSeq and is a predicted model, not a curated record. Gene Ontology annotation, biological process: transcription by RNA polymerase II; RNA polymerase II preinitiation complex assembly. Gene Ontology annotation, cellular component: transcription factor TFIID complex. Bases 1 to 3126 code for a protein of 1041 amino acids.